AUGGAUCCUAAUCCCAACCCAAAUUUAAGAGCAACCAUGAAUAUUGAAGCUAUGCAGGUAAGUGAUUUAGUGGCAGAUAGAUAUCCAUACAUAUGUGAUGUCAUGAUGUUUGCAGUUGUAGUACGUGUUUUUGAAAUAUUUCAAUGGGUGACAUAUCGUGCAAAUGAAAAAAUCACCCUCCGGGUAUCCGACUGUGAAUCCACUGUGAGGGUUUUUCAUUCUACAGCCAGUCGUUUGCUUUCCAAUGUGACUUCAAGUCUGUUUAUCACGGGGAUAUUAACUCAAAUGAACGCUCCAAGGGGUGCAGAACCGGUAAUAAUCCCAUUUCUCCAGUCAUUUUUUACUAAUGUUGCACAAGAUGAUAACAAUAUGGGCCGUAAUCUAAUUGUGGUCACAGUCGGUAUUGGUUUCAAUACUACUAUUUUCUGUGAGGGAGGAGAUAUGAUCGAUGAAGUAUUAAAUGGUAAUGGAAGACCCUGUGAUUUUAUAUUUCGGCAUAGUAUUUUUCUUUCUGCAUUUCCAAGAUUUCCUGUGGCUUUUGGUGCAGUGGUUAUAGAACCAUAUGGUGGUCCUGAACCAACAAUGGUUUGCUCGAUCUGCCUUGAAGAGGUUCCAACUGGAACUCAAGUAGCGUGCUUGGCAUGUGAACAUAAGUUCCAUCUCGCCUGUGUUUGGAGAUGGUUCAUGAGAAGCAUUUCCUGCCCACUUUGCAGGUUUCGUUUGCCCCUCCGAGGCGGCUGA
Messenger RNA from Papaver somniferum (opium poppy), 741 nucleotides. RefSeq names its product RING-H2 finger protein ATL77-like. Bases 1 to 741 code for a protein of 246 amino acids. The transcript has a single exon. Gene Ontology annotation, biological process: ubiquitin-dependent protein catabolic process. The record is from RefSeq and is a predicted model, not a curated record. Gene Ontology annotation, molecular function: ubiquitin protein ligase activity. NCBI's taxonomy places the organism in Eukaryota, Viridiplantae, Streptophyta, Magnoliopsida, Ranunculales, Papaveraceae.